Molecule: messenger RNA, 692 nt
Organism: Schistocerca cancellata (South American locust)
Lineage: Eukaryota; Metazoa; Arthropoda; Insecta; Orthoptera; Acrididae
Exons: 6
Coding region: 117-650 (177 amino acids)
Source: RefSeq, a predicted model, not a curated record
CUUUGAUGCUGAAAGUCUAUUGUUACUUUUUUGAAACAAUAAGUCCUAUUGUACUGUUCGUGAGAGUACAACUAUAUAGUUAAAGGUAGAAUUUCGUUGCUUGUUAUCUGCCUCUUAUGACGAUGAAGCAAGUACAGAAGCAGCCUGAUGGUGAAAACACAGUGAGCGAACAUAAUUCAGAGAAAUGCACGGAAAAAGAAAAAGAAUUCGAAGACUCAACACCAGAAGCAGAAACACAUUCAGAACUCCCUCCUGCUGGCUUCAUGUACAACAGCACGAGCUGUGAGCCCUACUACCUUGACAUAAGUCAGAAUGAGAGAAAUGAGUUUGUUGCAGUGCUUAGAAGAAUGCCUGUAGGGACGCUCUAUUUCCCUAGAGAGUCACUGACAUUAUGUGAGAACGAAGAAUGCAUAUAUAAAGGCACACUGCAUUCAGAAGCAGAUUGUAUGAAGUACAUGAUAAGAACAGAAACCCAAAGAACUGUGCUCGUACAUGUAAUAGAACCAAAUGUGCCGCUGAGCUUAUGUCACAAUAAUCAAUGUUUCUUGAAGGGAAAAUACCAUUUUGCUGGGCAGUGUUUGCACAUCCAGUUAAUGCCAAUUGAAAGUAUUAAAAAUAACCAGGGUCUUACCACAACUUUUGGAGAAUGAACCAUUUAUGAGGGUUCUGGAAGAUAACACCAGCAAGAAGAG